AUUUUUUUUUCUCCCAACUCUAGUCUGUCACUUGACAAACAGAUCCGGCGCGCAAGUGAAAACUGGAAAUAUUUGGGCUGGCCAAACAGACGAAUGUCAUAAGAGAUAGGCGCGAGGCGCUUGGACGGUCAGUUGAGUUUGGCCGGCCCGGGGGAGCUCGCGGUACCACGGAAAAGAUCGGAAGUCGAGAGGACGGAGCCUAGGACGAGAUCGCCUAAGCGAUGCUUGGGACGGCUCGCGCUAUCAAUAUCGGCUAUUAUCGGCUAUAAUCGCGCAAACGCAGUGACGUGCUUAUUGACUAGACUCGCUUAUAAUUAAGCGGGAGGCUGCCGAUCGAGGAUGAAGGCUCUCCUUAUCGUCGCGUACCUCGCGUCUCUGGCUUUUUGCGAGGAGAGGAGUUGUGGCGGUACUUACCGGGGCUUUCAGUACACGAUCACCAGUCCUAAUUAUCCGCGCAACUAUUCCGACGGGCUCAAUUGCGUUUAUCGCUUUCAAGGCGACACGUGGGGCAAAUGCGAGCAGGAAUUUCAUCUACAGUUCUUGGAUUUCAAUGUGCGGGGCUCGGAUAAUUGCAAGGGGGAUUACUUGCAAGUUGGCGAUCGACACAUUUUUUGCGGCAACGUCGUUGGUUUGCGUAAAUUUAAGGGCACGAAUAAUAGUUUGAGCGUUGUUUUUCACUCCGAUGAUCGUGAUGCCGAUAAAGGUUUCAAGAUACUCGCUACGGCGGUGCCGUGUAAUUUGAAUUUUAAUCACCAUCACUUUUACAGGGGAUUCACAGAGGAGGGUAGAGAUGAUUUUGGUGCCAAUGAUAUGCCUACGAUUACCAACAGCCGUGAAAUUAACGGAGGCCGUAAUAGCUCCGUUACGGGCUUUCGAUCAUCCAAGAAACAGAAUCUAUUAACUGAAUAUCCGCGAAUAAACGACACGUCUAAAUUUAAUAUCAGUGUCAACGUCUCGUCUUCAGCGACACCAUGGUCAUCCAUGGAAAUGGAUACCAAUAAAAAAUCCGCGCGAAUAAAUUCAUAUCUUUUUUUACCGCCGAGAAACAACGAUGGGAGCGUACAGAGUAAUCUUUCAAGUAGCCAAAGUUUUGAUAAUUUAUCGUCGUUACCGAACGAAUUGUCGUUACCUAGUCAAAGUUCAGCGGCAUCAUUUUCGAAUUUGCGAUCUUCCAAUAAUUUAAAUGCUUUGGGAUCGUUAGAUAAAAGCUCGUCUUCAUCGGAACAAGUUCGUAAAGCGAUUGUAAUACCGCAUAGGAAUUACGGUGAGCCAGGUUUAGAAGUCGUUGAUUAUGAUUUGCAAGUGUCGAAUGAUUGUGACAAUCACCAGAACGCCGGCACUUCAAUAAGAAACAAUUAUAAUUCAUUUCAAGAUCAAGGAUCGAUUCGAUCCGUAGCUAAACUUGGAUCAUCAUCGAAUCUCAUUUACGAUCCAAAUAAUGGAUUAGUCGAUUCAAAUAAUAACGAAGGUAUUAAUAAACCGUUGCCAAAUUAUCCCGGUAGGUAUUAUCAAAAUGGUUAUACGAAUAAAUAUUUAACUACUGGAUAUCCAGUAAACAUCAAUAAUCAACUGACGAAUUAUCCUACCGGUAGUCCUCCAAAUUAUCUUGGGGGCGGCUAUAAUAUAAAUCAUGGUUUAUCAAAUUAUCAAAGCGGAGGAUUUAAUCCGAUCGCUGUCAAUUAUCCUGGUUUCAAUUCAAAUAUUGGAAAUAAUUUAGGUUAUAAUGCCGCAUACAAUUCUGCUACGCCCACUUACGGUUCGGCUUACAAUUCCGGCUACAAUUCUGGUUUCACAACUGCUUUUAAUUUCCCAGUUGGUGAUAAUUAUCAUUCGAAUUUCGGUAAUAAUUGGGGCAAUGGAUACGAUGGCCAAGUUCGAGAGUGUUGUAGAAUGCCAUUGAGCAGAAGAUUUUCGCUAUCCAGUCCUGGAUUUCCCGGUGGCGUUUCAACCAGGAAUACAUUUUCUUGCCGAUAUACAAUUACAAAAUCUUCUCCAGAUAUUUGUCGGCUGCGUUUAAAUUUUCGAUUUUUUAACUUUGGCGGAGACGAUCAGUAUUGUAAUUAUGGCUAUGUAGAGAUUGACGGCAGACGUUAUUGUGGCUGUAAAAGUGGUCUGAGUCUUCAAGUAUCCUUUACAGAUUACAUUGCUAAAUCGAUAUUCGUUAUGAAUUCGGGAUAUCCGAGGUCUAAAUUUUCCGGAUUUCUAAUCGAUGUAAUUCAAGAACCUUGCAGACUAUCCGAAUCUAAUCCAUCCUAUCCUUCGUAUCCAUCCUAUCCGUUAUAUCCACAGAAUCCCUCGUAUCCUUAUGAUCCAAGAAAUUCAAAUUAUCCUAAUUAUUCUGGUUUCCUUCAAAGGAAAACGAAUGUCUUGCCAUCGGUGAUAGGGAAACGAAGCUUAAUAAAUUCUCCGAACAGCACGGUUAUUUAUCCUUCAAUGCCUGAUCCCAAUCCACAUAUAAGAAACAAACGUAAUCUAGGAUACUUAUAUUCCCGACCAAGUGUACCCUUUCCAAACAGUGACAUUCAAGGCGUUUCAGCUGCGGUUGGGACGCACGAGAGAUUUUUUGACGGCAGAUGUCAAAAUCGAAUUUUUCUAGAUUGGGUGAUUGCGUCUAAAGAAGCAAUUUUGAAGCACGUAAAAUGUGUUGGAUUUGGCGCUCCAACUAGAAAUUUACGAAUUGCUUAUCCAAUUUCAAGAAAUGGCAGAUCUGUAAGUUCAAUAGCAUCGGAAUGUGAGGAAAUUCAUGAUAAACAAGGAGAAAUAAAGUCGCCGCUAUAUCCAAAUAACUAUCCUAACAAUAUCAAUAAGUGCUAUCGGUUUCAUAAAAUUUCAAAUUUCUGUAAUAUAGAAAUAAACGUACGAGACUUUGACGUAGAACAAAGCGAAGAGUGCGCUAAAGAUUAUUUUUCAAUUAGUAAAGAAGAUACCAAAUACUGUGGAAAUUCCUUAAAGAACUUUAAAACGAUACUUGACUUAACAAAAGUAAAUUUUAUGGAUGUUUACUUUGUCUCCGAUUCUAAUGGAACAGGAAAAGGUUUCAACGUCAGCUUUUCACAACUUUUAUGUGGUGAAUCUUCAAAUUUUUAAAGAAUCUUCAAACAAGUUAUUUUCUGAGAUUUAGGAUAUAAAGGAAAUAAAAGUUGUAUUUAAUAUUUUUGAUACUCUUAUACGAAUAAGUGUACAGUAAAUUUGAAGUAAACAAUAUUUUUUUAAA
Molecule: messenger RNA, 3214 nt
Organism: Ceratosolen solmsi marchali
Lineage: Eukaryota; Metazoa; Arthropoda; Insecta; Hymenoptera; Agaonidae
Exons: 4
Coding region: 340-3087 (915 amino acids)
Molecular function (GO): serine-type endopeptidase activity
Source: RefSeq, a predicted model, not a curated record